Molecule: messenger RNA, 2403 nt
Organism: Leptopilina boulardi
Lineage: Eukaryota; Metazoa; Arthropoda; Insecta; Hymenoptera; Figitidae
Exons: 1
Coding region: 1-2403 (800 amino acids)
Source: RefSeq, a predicted model, not a curated record
AUGCCAAAAAGACGUGCAGUACGUUCUCCUUCGGAAGAAGAACAAUACCAACUUUUAAAACUUCAAAGAAAAGCAGAUUCUCAAAGAAGAUACCGUCAAAAAGUAAAUGAUAAUGUUAAAAAUAUUUCAAAUAAUUCUAAUAAUAAUGUUCGUAUAGAAGUCGAUAGUAUGCCUUCAACAUCAUUAAGCAUUGAUAAUGUUGUAUCUGUUGCAUCAAGUACAUUAAAAAAAAUAAAAGUCGACAGCUUUUAUGAAAAGAGUGAUGUUAAACAUAAAGAAUUGGAUUCAAACAGCGAUCCAUGUACAGAUCAAUUUGUAAAUAUUCUUUCUCAAAGCUUGCCUUCAACUUCAUCAAGCACUGAGAAUUAUGUGUCCAUUGCAUCAAAUGAAAUGAGAAAUAAAAAUGUUGAUUACACUGUUCAAGAAAGACAGUCAUAUCAUUUUAAAAAAGCUGAUUAUCAACGCAAUUAUCGAAAAAGGAAACGGAAUUUUUCUCAGAUUGAAAACCUGUGUAAUAAUUGUACAGAUACAGUUAUAGAGGAACAUUAUUCUGGUGAAAUGAACAUUUUAUGUAAGCAUUGUAAUGCUAAGCAUUUUAAAGCAGAGCAAGUGCCCAAUAAAAAAAAUUCUUUUAAUGAUUGUUGUAAGCAUGGUAAAGUUAUUCUGGAAGAUUUACCUAAGCCACCAUUAAUAUUGCAGAGUUUAUUUGACGGAACGCAUGAACUAUCAAAUCAUUUUCAUGAACGUGUUCGAUGUUAUAAUAAUUCAUUUGCAUUUGCAUCCUUUAAUGCAAAUUUAGUUGAUUUUAAUAAUACACGUCCUGGACCUUAUUGUUUUAAAAUACAUGGUCAGGUUUAUUAUCAAAUGAAUACAUCUAUAUAUGCUGAAGAUAACAGCAAUCCUUCAUUUGGACAAUUAUUUAUCGUGGAUCAAAACGAAUCCACAGACAUUCGAUGUAAUCAAUUUCAGACAUUAAACCGAGAUAUUAUUAAUGCAAUUGACACUGCUCUUCGGGAUUGUAAUAUCUUCGUACAAUCUUACCGUAUGAUGCAUGAAGAAAUGGAAAAAUCAAUGACUGAAAAUAACCUAACCAUUGAGCCUGAGAUGCAAUUAUUAUUUACAUUGAAACCUGGGAUGGAUAGUAGACGAUACAAUAUACAAAAAGUCAAUGAAGUUGCUGCAAUUUUUACUACAACUGCAGAUGGUGAUAUUCCAGAAUCAUACGUCACUUUGUAUAAUAAGAGAAAUAAAAAUUUACAAUAUGUAAGUUCUAUGAACCCUAAUGUUGAGCCAUGGAUAUAUCCAUUAUUUUAUCCAUAUGGUACGAGAGGUUGGGAUGAAAAUAUGACUUGUGUUAACUCUAAUAAACGAGUUUCACGGUCUGCAUACAUCAAGUUUAAAAUAGCGUCUAGAGAUGACAAUGUUAUUUUAAAAUGUGGACGAUUAUUUCAGCAAUGGAUUGUUGAUAAUUAUGUGAAAGUUGAAAAAGAUAGGACAAAUUUCUGUCGAAAUAAUCAAUCAACUCUCCGUGCCGAAAGUUACAAAGGGCUAAUUGAUCAUUUACAAAGAAGGGCAGAUGAGUCGAACAGUGAGGUAGGUAAAAUUGUAAUUCUUCCAUCAUCAUUCACAGGUUCACCAAGAAAUAUGUUACAAAAUUAUCAGGAUGCGAUGGCUAUUGUGAGAAAAUUUGGGAAACCAGAUCUAUUUAUUACGAUGACAUGUAAUCCAAAUUGGCGUGAGAUACAGGAAAAUUUACUACCUCAUCAAACUGCAGCUGACAGACCAGAUAUUGUUUCUAGAGUUUUUAACAUAAAGAAAAAUGAAGUGAUUAAUGUAAUUGUAAAGGAGAAAUUAUUUGGUGAAAUACUUGCAUAUGUGUAUGUUGUUGAGUAUCAAAAGCGUGGAUUGCCUCAUAUGCAUUUAUUAGUAAACUUAAAGCAAAACAAUAAAAUAACCACAUCAGAGAUUGUUGACAAAUAUAUUUCUGCAGAAAUUCCAGAUCCAUCGGAAAAUCCUGUACUUCAUGAUAUUGUUAUGAGAAACAUGAUUCAUGGUCCAUGUGGGAGCUGGUGUAAAGAUGAAAAUGGUAAAUGUUCAAAAAGUUUUCCAAAGAAAUUCUGCUCAGAAACAAUAAUGGAUGAAAAUGGAUAUCCGUCGUACCGUCGUCGCAAUAACGGAACUUUUAAUCGUCCAAAUAGAGGAACAGCAGAUAAUCAGUACGUUGUCCCAUACAACCCUACAUUAUUACAAUUAUUUAAUUUCCAUAUUAAUGUAGAAGUUGUUUCUAGCAUUAAAUCAGUAAAAUAUCUGUAUAAAUAUAUUUAUAAGGGGCAUGAUGCUGCUGCUAUUGAAAUAACAGAUAGUGCCAAUAGUGCAACUUCUAUAGAAUGUGAUGAAAUUUGA